Molecule: messenger RNA, 2232 nt
Organism: Nycticebus coucang (slow loris)
Lineage: Eukaryota; Metazoa; Chordata; Mammalia; Primates; Lorisidae
Gene: ANGPTL7
Product: angiopoietin like 7
Exons: 5
Coding region: 347-1381 (344 amino acids)
Source: RefSeq, a predicted model, not a curated record
CUGACUUCACCCAACAGGCACCUGACCCUCCCAGAUGAGCUGGGAGGGACUAAAGCCCCAUGCGGCCAUGGCAGGGGUGGAGGUGCAGGCAGCAAACAAUAUUUAAGAUGCUGACUUGUAAAGCAUUCAGGCUUGGGAAGGAAAACUAUAGGAUAUCCAUUAAGUUCCAGUUUCAGAAACUGAAGAUUUGGGAAGGGCUAAGAAGGAGCAAGGAAAGAAAGAAAACAAGUGGGGAGACCAUCCGAGUGAGAAUAUAAGGCAGAGUGUGCUGCAGCUUUGCAGACUUCAGCGGGGCAUAUCCAGAUUCUCCUGAAGGAAGAGCCUUCCUCAGCCUGGCCCACGAAAGAUGCUGAAAAAGACUUUCUCAGCUGCGACCUGGCUCUGCAUUUUCAUCAUGGCCUUUGUCAGCCACCCAGUGUGGCUGCAGAAGCCCCCUAAGCGUAAGACACCUGCACAGCUCAAACUGGCUGCCUGCUGUGAGGAGGUAAAGGAGCUCAAGGCCCAGGUCGCCAACCUCAGCAGCCUGCUGAAUGAACUGAGCAAGAAGCAGGAGCGGGACUGGGUCAAUGUGGUCAUGCAGGUGAUGGAGCUGGAGAGCAACACCAAGCGCGUGGAGUCACGGCUCACGGACGCCGAGAGCAAGUUCUCCGAAAUGAACAACCAGAUCGACAUCAUGCAGCUGCAGGCAGCGCAGACUGUCACACAGACCUCGGCAGACGCCAUCUAUGACUGCUCUUCCCUCUACCAGAAGAACUACCGCAUCUCUGGUGUGUACAAGCUUCCUCCUGAUGACUUCCUGGGCAGCCCUGAGCUAGAGGUGUUUUGUGACAUGGAGACUUCAGGUGGAGGCUGGACCACCAUUCAGAGACGCAAGAGUGGCCUUGUUUCCUUCUACCGGGACUGGAAGCAGUACAAGCAGGGCUUUGGCAGCAUCCGUGGGGACUUCUGGCUGGGGAACGAGCACAUCCACCGGCUCUCCAGACAGCCAACCCGGCUACGUGUGGAGAUGGAGGACUGGGAGGGCAACAUGCGCUACGCUGAGUACAGCCACUUUAUUCUGGGCAAUGAAUUAAACAGCUAUCGCCUCUUCCUGGGGAACUACAGUGGCAAUGCGGGGAAUGACGCCCUCUUCUAUCAUAACAACACAGCCUUCAGCACCAAGGACAAGGACAAUGACAACUGCUUGGACAAGUGUGCGCAGCUCCGCAAAGGUGGAUACUGGUACAACUGCUGCACAGACUCCAACCUCAACGGAGUGUACUACCGCCUGGGCGAGCACAACCAGCACCUGGACGGCAUCACCUGGUAUGGCUGGCAUGGCUCCACCUACUCCCUCAAACGAGUGGAGAUGAAAAUCCGCCCAGAAGACUUCAAGCCCUAAAAAGUGGCUGCUAUGGAGCAGGCCUGCAGAAAUGGAGACAAAUGGAGACGGCAGGAGAGCAGAGGACAGGAGGAGGUUGCUGGAAAGGGUAGGGGUGGGAAAUGGCCUAUGAGCUCCAAUGAAAGAGUAUGUCUCUGAAAAGCACAAUAAAAUCCUAUGUACCAAGGGUGUUACAGUAAAUGGGUCCUGCCUUUGGGGACUGGACAGAGUGGGAUCUCUCUGCUCACAUAAUAUUUUGUGAAAAAAGAUCAUUGUGAGAUCACUUUAUCCAUUUUCUCUAAGGCUUAGGUUAUGUGAGGGCAAAAAACAUGGAUUUUCUAAGAAGAACCAUAUUCUUUUUAUUCUCAAAGGAAAGGCCUUGAGUGUUAGAGAAAGGAGCAGAAGAGGGUGGUGGACGAGGGGUAGUCUAUUUUUAAAUCCAGUGAAAAUGCCUUUAGUCCACACAUUCCUUUUAAAAUACAGAAAUUGUUCAGCUUGAGGUGAGCUGACCCAGGCUGGACUUUGGGGUACUGGGCUUUGCAAUCAGACUCUUUGCUUCUCCCCUGCUCACCUCAAUCAGGUACAGUGCUGGAAGGCAGGGCGUACCAACAGGAGGGGGGCAGAGAGGCCUGCAUGGACCCCUGUACAAAACUGCCUUCAAUAUUCAUAGUCGGGACAGAUACAUCUAUUUUUAUUUACUAUGUAAGGAACAAGCUCAAGGAGCUUCCUUUUUUAUCCUGUCUAUGAAAAAAAAAAUGGUUGAAAUGAAGGUAGACAGCACUCUGGUUAAUAAUUCAUGUUGUAUAUAAGCAUUUUGCUUUGUAAAAAUAAAAUACUGUAGUUUUGUUUUAAAUGUUCAGAGUUUCUUUUGU